GAAAAUUUUUAGUCUGUGGGUCGGUCUUUGGCAGAAAGUCCUCGCGUGUGCAUUCUUGCUGUUUAUUUGGUUAAUGCGAAAUUCACAUGACAAAAUAAUAUUAAAAUAAAGAAAAUGUAUUCCAGUGAUGAUUACAACGAGGGAGGCUAUGAGUCCUUUGGGGACUACGAACCGCAUACUGGGGACCCACAGUAUGACUUGGAAUAUGAUAGGUCAUACUAUAAAAUGCCUGAGAUGGUGAAAAAGUUCUUGGUGUAUUUCCGCAAUAUGAUAAAUGAAGGUGUAACUUAUGAGAUCCUAAAUCUCUAUGAAAACACUUUCCCAAAACUAACAGAACAGUAUUUUGAGAACACUCCUUGGCCAGAGGAAAAUGAAGUGGCACCUGUUGUUGAUAAUGAUCAUGUUUUCAUGAUCCUGUACAAAGAGCUGUACUAUCGCGAUAUCUACGCGCGUGUCCCAGGAGGACCAAAACCUGAACAACGAUUCACUUCAUUUUACAAUUACUGUGACUUGUUCAACUAUAUUUUGUCUGCCGAAACCCCGGUUCCCUUAGAGUUGCCUGACCAAUGGCUUUGGGAACUCAUUGAUGAGUUUGUCUACCAGUUUCAAUCUUUUGCCCAAUAUAGGUCACGCACCUCUAAGUUGAGCCCUGCUGAGAUCGAGGCUCUUAAUACUGAGAACAAGGCAUGGAAUGUUCUCUGCAUACUGAAUGUUCUGCAUUCCCUUGUGGACAAGUCCAACAUCAAGCGCCAACUUGAGGUUUACACUGCCGGCGGUGACCCCGACUCCGUGGCGGGCGAGUUCGGCCGCCACACCCUCUACAAGAUGCUGGGAUACUUCUCGCUGGUGGGGCUCCUGCGGCUGCACUCGCUGCUUGGAGACUACUACCAGGCGAUUAAGGUGCUGGAAAACAUCGAGCUGCACAAGAAGUCGACCUACUCCCACGUGCCCGCGUGCCAGGUCUCCACCUCUUACUACGUGGGCUUCGCGUACAUGAUGAUGCGGCGCUACGCCGACGCCAUCCGCACGCUGUCAACCGCGCUGCUGUAUGUGCAGCGCACUAAGCAGCUGUUCUCUGCUCGCUCUUACCAGAACGACCAGAUCAAUAAGCAGACGGAGCAGAUGUAUAAUCUGCUGGCUAUCUGCCUGGUGCUGCAUCCGCAGUGUGUUGACGAGUCCAUUCAGCAGGUGCUCCGUGAGAAGAACUACCACGAGAAGAUGUUCAAGAUGCAGUACGGCGACCUGGGCGAGUUCGAGAGCUGCUUCACCUUCGCCUGCCCCAAGUUCCUGGCGCCCUGCCCGCCGCCUGUCGAGCCCGGCUCCAAUUACGGCCGCGACGCCGUCAAGCACCAGACGCAGGUCUUCAUGGACGAGGUCCGCCAGCAAAAGAUGCUGCCGACCAUCCGGUCUUACCUGAAGCUGUACACGACGCUCCCGCUGGCCAAGCUGGCGGCGUUCAUGAUGGCGGCGCGCGGCGGCGACCGCGACCGGGACGUGGCGCGCGAGCACGCCUCGCUGGCCAUCCACCUGCUCUGCUUCAAGCACAAGAUGAAGAACGUCGUCUGGACUAAAGGCCCCAGCGGCCUGGAUGGAAAGUUCCAGAGCGGAUCUGAGUUGGACUUCUAUAUCGACAAUGACAUGAUCCAUAUCGCCGACACGAAGGUGGCCCAUCGCUACGGCGACUUCUUCAUUCGGAAACUCUUGAAGUUUGAAGAACUCAACCGCAAACUUCACCACAUCAAAAUAUAAUCAGUCGCAAAUA
Molecule: messenger RNA, 1762 nt
Organism: Ostrinia furnacalis (Asian corn borer)
Lineage: Eukaryota; Metazoa; Arthropoda; Insecta; Lepidoptera; Crambidae
Gene: eIF3l
Product: eukaryotic translation initiation factor 3 subunit L
Exons: 10
Coding region: 115-1749 (544 amino acids)
Biological process (GO): translational initiation
Cellular component (GO): eukaryotic translation initiation factor 3 complex; cytoplasm
Molecular function (GO): protein binding; translation initiation factor activity
Source: RefSeq, a predicted model, not a curated record